GUUACGUGAAGAGAUCACACAUUCCAGAAAGGCGAGGUUGACCAGAUUGUCUCUCUGCUCUCCCAUGGUACCUCAGUUUCUCGCCACAACAGUUGCUUCAUCCAGGGACAUAAAAGGAUAGCAUGUGCUUGCGUUCAAUGAGAGAACCACAAGGAGACCGUGCAUUUGUAUGCAUGGUUGUACAAAGGAGACCAGACGGCGCAUCGAUGCGGCAAGAUGAGUGAGUGAGAGGGCUUUCGUCUUCUUCGUCUAGCUCCAUCCAACCCCACUCCUGGACCGUUCAAUAAGAGAAGCACUAGUAGGGAGGGACAGAGGCUAAGAAUGGCAGGCGCUUUCUAAUAAUAAAGCGAGUGCCACUCCCUAAUUAUACUCCUCUCUUCCCCUUCGCCACCGGCCCGGGGCCUCCCCUUUUCGGACAGGAUAGAUGACGAUCCAUCGAAACCGAUUCAUGGAUUGCCGAGACCCACAGGAAUCGUCCAUUAUUCGAAGCUAAUCAUUCCGGCGCACAAUCUUGGCUAGCUCAUCCUUUUCCGGCGACACACGCGCUCCGCUCGAGGCCCCGAAAGCUGCACCCUUUACAGAUCGAUCGUGCAUGGCGGCGAGCGCCGGGGCGCAGCUGGAGCGGCGGAGCUCGGUGCGGCGGUCGCAGAGCAUGGUGCAGGAGGAGGACCGGGGCCAGCCGGCCGACGACGAGCUCAUGUUCCGGAGCCAGGGGUCCAACACGGAGCCGUCGGGCGAGCCGCUCAAGAUCGGCGCCGUGCUCGAGAAGGACAGCGGCGCGCCCAAGUCGCGCCUCGCCGAGCAGAGCGGGGGACCUUCCGAGAUGGACCAGAUGAAGGAGAAGUUCGCCAAGCUGCUGCUCGGGGAGGACAUGUCCGGGUCCGGGAAAGGGGUGCCCUCCGCGCUCGCCCUCUCCAACGCCGUCACCAACCUCGCAGCCUCUGUCUUCGGCGAGCAACGGAAGCUGGAGCCCAUGGCGCCGGACAGGAAGGCGAGGUGGAAGAGAGAGGUCGGCUGGCUUCUCUCCGUUGCCGAUCACAUCGUCGAGUUCGUCGCCAAGAAACAAGUCCUGGACAACGGCACCGAAAUGGAGGUGAUGGGGACGCAGCAGAGACGGGAUCUCCAGGCGAACAUCCCGGCGCUGCGCAAACUCGAUACGAUGCUUCUCGAUUACCUGGACAACUUCAAGGAGCGCAAAGAGUUCUGGUACGUGAAGCGCGACUCGUGUUCGGAGAGCGAGAACGAGGAGAGGUCUGACGAGAAGUGGUGGAUCCCGAUCGUGAAGGUGCCCCCCGCCGGGCUGUCCAAGACCUCCAGAGGCUGGCUCCUGCACCAGAAGGAGCUGGUGAACCAGGUGCUCAAGGCGGCCAUGGCCAUCAACGCCAACUGCCUCAUGGAGAUGAACAUCCCGGACACGUACAUAGACACGCUCCCCAAGAACGGGAGGGCCAGCCUCGGGGACGCGCUGUACCGGAUCAUCACGGACGUGGAGUUCGACCCGGACGACUUCCUGUCGACGGUGGACCUGACGUCGGAGCACAAGAUCCUGGACCUCAAGGACCGGAUCGAGGCGUCGGUCAUCAUCUGGAACCGCAAGGUGCACAACAAGGACGGCAAGUCCUCGUGGGGCUCCGCCGUCAGCCAGGAGAAGAGGGAGCAGUUCGAGGAGCGGGCGCAGACGCUGCUGCUCAUCAUCAAGCACAGGUUCCCCGGCAUCCCGCAGUCCACGCUCGACAUCGCCAAGAUCCAAGAGAACAGGGACGUCGGGUUCGCGCUGCUGGAGAGCUACUCCAGGGUGCUGGAGAGCCUGGCGUUCAACGUCAUGUCCCGGAUAGAGGACGUCAUCCAGGCCGACAACCUCGCGAGGGAGAAGGCCAAGAGGGACGCGCCGCCACCGGCGGAGGACGCCGCCGCCGCCGCCGGACGCCGUGACCCCCAGGAGGUCGGCGAGGACGCGAGCGGGACGACCCUGCUGGACUUCAUGGGCUGGACCGGGGACUCGGAGGGGAGGAACGACGACUGCUCGCCCCCGCCGCCGCCGGAGCUGCCGGCGGCGCAGGACGACGGCAGGCUGAUGAAGCUGCCCAACAUCAUGACCAACCUGAAGCAGACGUACAUGGAGAAGCUGGACUUCCUCAGCGGGAACAGAAGCCCCUCAGGUCGCCAUUAGAGACGGCGCGGCACGACACGAGAUUUUGCAUGUAUCGUGUGUGUGGUAGUAGUGUACAUAGUAUAUAUUUUGGAUCAAACUGGGCUCUAUCUUGAGUAGCCCGCCGUGUGGUCUUCCUGAUUUUGCAGGCAAGCGACUCCCUCAUGUACUAUGGUUUAAGGGAUUGAACACUGUAUCAGAGCCAUCAAUAAAUAGAGAGAAUUUAGAGCUACC
Messenger RNA from Setaria italica (foxtail millet), 2383 nucleotides. RefSeq names its product rop guanine nucleotide exchange factor 9. Lineage: Eukaryota; Viridiplantae; Streptophyta; Magnoliopsida; Poales; Poaceae. The transcript is spliced from 8 exons. Bases 593 to 2170 code for a protein of 525 amino acids. The record is from RefSeq and is a predicted model, not a curated record. Gene Ontology annotation, molecular function: guanyl-nucleotide exchange factor activity.